UGAGGAGAAGCAUCCUCCGGAGGAGACACACGACCACAGGACUCUGAGCCGCGGGACGCAGCGGAUGUUCGAGUCCCUGCGCAGCUGAAAGUGGAUUUGUUCCCCGCGUCCAAAGUGCCUUCCUCCCUCCGCCGACAUGCCCCGAGGGUUCCUGGUGAAGAGGAACCGGAGAACCAACCCGGUGUCGUACCGGGUUCGGUCUGACGAGGAGGACGCAGAGCCGGCGGCUGCACACGCGCCUCCAUCGCUGCCUCCGUCCUCCUCCUCCUGCGCGUCGGUCUUCUCCGUCCCGGUGCGCGCACGGACGCCGACGCCCACCUGCGGGGCGGCGGCCACAGCCCCGGAGCAUGGCGCUAGACCGGUUCAGUUCGGGAACCCGGAGGCGGUGUACCAGCCGCUGUACAGCCCCACCCGCCCGGUCAGCCAGGAGCACGAGCGCUCCUACUUCCAGAGUCGCUUCCACCUCGGAUCUCCGGUGUCCGCGGAGUCGUUCCCCACCCCGGCCAUGGAUCACCUCUUCGCCCCGGUGGACCUGAAGAUCGGGUCCAGCAACAGCAGCCGAAUCGGCACCAGCAGCUCCAACACAGGGACUCACCACACCGUGACGCAUCCCACCGCCUCCUCCACCGGGACCCACCCCACCGCCUCCUCCACCGGGACCCACCCCACCGCCUCCUCCACCCGGACGCACCCCGCCGCCGGGACCAAGCGACCGUCCAGCGACACCGAGCGCAAAAGCAAACCUGCGUCCAAGAAAACCAAAGCCUUCCGGAAACUGCACUUUGAGGAUGAUGUCACCACGUCUCCGGUUCUCGGGCUCAGGAUCAAAGAGGCUCCGGUGGACCAGAAGCCUCUCAGACCUCCGCCCGCCGGAGGAGACCACCCCCCGCUGGGAGAGUUCGUGUGCCAGCUGUGCCGGGAGGCGUACGCGGACCCGUUCGCUCUGGCGCAGCACAAGUGCUCCCGGAUCAUCCGGGUCGAGUACCGGUGUCCGGAGUGCGACAAGGUGUUCAGCUGCCCGGCCAACCUGGCCUCGCACCGGCGCUGGCACAAACCGAAACAGCAGAGCCCAGCGGAGGGCGACAAGGUCCCCGCGUCCGGUAAACCAGCACCGGAGGAGGCGAAGGACUCGAGUGACAGGGACACCCCCAGCCCCGGGCCGUCCGAGUCCGGCUCCGAGGAGGGACUGUACGACUGCCUCCACUGCGGGAAGAAGUUCAAACGUCAGGCGUACCUGCGGAAACACGUGGCGUCGCAGCACGGAGCCAAGCCGGCGGAGGAGGAGGGGGACCCGGCCUGCGAGCCGAGCGCAGCGCCGCUGAACCUGAGCUCCUCCAGCGGCCACAUGUGUCCGGUGUGCGGGGAGAGCUUCAGCAGCCGCGGCGCGCAGGAGCGACACAUCCGCCUGCUGCACUCCUCACACGUGUACUCGUGCAAAUACUGCCCCGCCAUCUUCUACAGCUCCCCGGGACUCACCAGGCACAUCAACAAGUGCCACCCGUCCGAGAACCGGCAGGUGAUCCUGCUGCAGGUGCCGCUGCGCCCGGCCUGCUGAUCCGGGACCUGGGAGCUGGACCUGGGAGCUGGACCCACACGCAUCCAGGACUCCAGCACUCUGAGAAGUGUCACGUGUGGACUUCAGUCUUUCAAAUCAUCAGGUUUCUAAACUUUUAACACUGAAGUUUCAUGUGUUUUCAAUUGUUUUGGGACGUUAGUAAAAAAACAACAAAAAAGCUCAAAUCGUUAAAUAAUCAUAAAGUGGAAUUUUGUUAUUCCCGUCGUUAUUGAGGAGAAAUUAAAGUUUAUCUUUUGCAGUGUAACUCCUGCAGCAAACAGAAAAGUCCACAAGGUCAGAGGUCGGCUGCUCACCUGCAGCGAGCAGGAGUUCAGUGCCUUGCUCAAGAACACAUCAGCAGGUACUGGGUGUGUGUUCGACCCCCCCUCCCCAUAACCCACCACCUUAAAGGAUCUUUCAAAUCACACACAUUAAAAAACCUAAAUCGUUAGACUGUUGAUUUAUUUUUCUAGCAUCUCUGCACAAGUGCUAUUAGCUUGUAGACCUAAGAGAGGGGCCGGCCGGUGGAGCCACCUCCUCUCAUCACUGAGUAGCUUUAACCUAGAGCUCGUGGAUCUGUGGAUCUGUAGCUGUCGCCUGAAAACACAACAAGAUGAACCUAGCGUAGCCGUGAAUGCCUUGGAUUAGAGACUCCUGCUGUAAAACUGCCUUAAACCCGUCUGACUGUGGCACUGGUUGAUUAUCAUGUGGUUCUCCUGUAUCUCCACGACGCAGACUAUCCAACUCCUUUGUUCUCUAUUUAUUUAUGUAUUUAUUAAAUUAUUUGUGUAAAUUAUUGCUCUGUGUCGUCAGACCUGUGCUGUGUUUUUUCCAUGACGUCUUAUUUUAACUUAUAUUGAAACGUGUGAGGACGGCGUGUGUUCAAGUGACAUUAUAGCAAUCAGCCGCUCUUGAAUAAUAACUGAAUGCAAUCAUGAUUUUUAUUUAAGUUCUUGUUUUUGUUCUGCUUUUCUUUGUCGCCCGUAGCUCUUACACUGCUUUGGAUGUUUCUGCAGUAUUUUUGCUAAAUGUCCAAAAAAGAAUAAAAAACCAAACUGAGAAACAA
Molecule: messenger RNA, 2621 nt
Organism: Platichthys flesus (European flounder)
Lineage: Eukaryota; Metazoa; Chordata; Actinopteri; Pleuronectiformes; Pleuronectidae
Gene: insm1a
Product: insulinoma-associated 1a
Exons: 1
Coding region: 137-1555 (472 amino acids)
Biological process (GO): regulation of cell cycle process; neuron differentiation; negative regulation of transcription by RNA polymerase II
Cellular component (GO): transcription repressor complex; nucleus
Molecular function (GO): RNA polymerase II cis-regulatory region sequence-specific DNA binding; DNA-binding transcription repressor activity, RNA polymerase II-specific
Source: RefSeq, a predicted model, not a curated record